Messenger RNA from Dipodomys spectabilis (banner-tailed kangaroo rat), 1168 nucleotides. It is a transcript of the gene Sp6, whose product is annotated as Sp6 transcription factor. Gene Ontology annotation, molecular function: RNA polymerase II cis-regulatory region sequence-specific DNA binding; DNA-binding transcription factor activity, RNA polymerase II-specific. The record is from RefSeq and is a predicted model, not a curated record. Bases 27 to 1166 code for a protein of 379 amino acids. The transcript has a single exon. NCBI's taxonomy places the organism in Eukaryota, Metazoa, Chordata, Mammalia, Rodentia, Heteromyidae. Gene Ontology annotation, biological process: regulation of transcription by RNA polymerase II.
GACCCCACCCACCCCGGAUCCCGGCAAUGCUAACCGCUGUCUGCGGCUCUCUGGGCAGCCAGCACACGGACGCGCCGCACGCUUCGCCGCCGCGCCUCGACCUGCAGCCUCUCCAAACAUACCAGGGCCACACGAGCCCGGAGGCCGGGGACUACCCCUCCCCGCUGCCGCCUGGGGAGCUGCAGAGCCUCCCGCUGGGCCCGGAGGUAGACUUCUCCCAGGGCUAUGAGCUGCCAGGAGCCUCCUCGCGGGUGACCUGCGAGGACCUGGAAAGCGAUAGUCCCCUGGCCCCGGGACCCUUUUCCAAACUCCUGCAGCCGGACAUGUCACACCAUUAUGAAUCCUGGUUCCGGCCAACUCAUCCAGGCACCGAAGAUGGCUCGUGGUGGGACCUUCAUCCCGGCACCAGCUGGAUGGACCUCCCCCAUACCCAGGGUGCGUUGACCUCACCUGGCCACCCGGGGGCGCUCCAGGCCGGCUUGGGGGGCUACGUUGGAGACCACCAGCUCUGUGCCCCGCCGCCCCACCCGCACCCGCACCACCUCCUCCCGGCCGCCGGAGGGCAGCACCUCCUGGGGCCGCCCGAUGGGGCUAAAGUCUUGGAAGCCGCGGCGCCGGAGUCCCAGGGUCUGGAUUCCAGUCUGGAUGCGGCGGCCCGCCCCAAAGGCUCCCGCCGAUCGGUGCCUCGCAGCUCGGGCCAGACCGUGUGUCGCUGUCCCAAUUGUCUGGAGGCGGAGCGACUGGGAGCUCCGUGCGGGCCGGACGGGGGCAAGAAGAAGCAUUUGCACAAUUGCCACAUCCCCGGCUGCGGGAAAGCCUACGCCAAGACGUCGCACCUGAAGGCGCACCUGCGCUGGCACAGCGGCGACCGCCCCUUCGUGUGCAACUGGCUCUUCUGCGGCAAGCGCUUCACGCGCUCCGACGAGCUGCAGCGCCACCUGCAGACGCACACGGGCACCAAGAAGUUCCCGUGCGCCGUGUGCAGCCGCGUCUUCAUGCGCAGCGACCACCUGGCCAAGCACAUGAAAACCCACGAGGGCGCCAAGGAGGAGGCCGCGGGAGCCACCCCCGGCGACCCCAAGGCCGGGGGCACCGUGGAGCCCGCCGGGGGCAAAGGGAAACGGGAGGCCGAGGGCAGCAGCAGCGCAGCAGGGCCCUCCAACUGAGC